Drosophila rhopaloa is the source of this 5860-nucleotide messenger RNA. RefSeq lists its product as uncharacterized. Lineage: Eukaryota; Metazoa; Arthropoda; Insecta; Diptera; Drosophilidae. The coding region runs from base 830 to 4987 and encodes 1385 amino acids. The transcript has 11 exons. The record is from RefSeq and is a predicted model, not a curated record.
CUUGAGUGCGGACGUGUGGUGCGCUUGGACUUGCGAUUUCCUGCUGUGUAUUGCGGUGUCGUCGCUUCGUCGUGUCUUCCGGAGCGUGGAUCCCCUGGAUUUUUGCGGUCGUUGUGCAAGUGCGCGGCAGUCACGUACAGCCGUUGCAGCAAAUACAAAAAAUAUAGAAACAGACAACCAAAAAAACCGCCAGAAGUAUCCAAAUCAAUUGUGGCAAAUAUUGUACUUUCGAUGCGCGCUCGUUGAUUGAUUAACACAUCACCUCCUACACACACUCCAAGUACCCAGUACUCACUUAACUGUGGGGUGCAAUCCACUGGAAUUGGAAUUGCGCGGUGUGCAUCAUCAGCGAAGAACGUUAAGAAACGCUGAAAGUGCCGCGACUGCAUUGUUUUGACUUUGAUCGUGUGUCGUGGUCUCCGCCCCUCGACCCCCUACCCCAGCCCCUAACCGAAGCGCGUGCGUGCUGUAACUUUUGAUUAGCUCAGGAGUCGGUCUUGGAUUUCGAUUCGGAUUCCGAUUCGGAUCUUCUAGUGCGCCUGCGUUUUUCGUAACUUAUCGCCGCCCACAUCUCGCCCUGGCAUUCGCCGCCGUCGUUGCGGUUCGUUCUCCUUCUUCAGAGUCAACCGUUAGCCGCUGAGAUGUGCGUCCAAUUUGUGGCGAAAUUAAUUAUAUAAUUUCCGAACACUGCCAAAAUCCCCGUGAAAAUCAAUUGCUCAAAAGAAGAGAAAGAGAAGCGCUUGAAUAGACACGCCACGCGGUGCUAAUGCGAAAGGAGACUCCCCGACAAUCGCCAGAAAUUGUAAAGAAAUAAAUUAUAAAAUACAAAAUGUCUAUAAACAAUACAAGACAUUCGCCAUUCGGAUUCGCUUGGAGCACAAGCGCCCUGCUGGUGCUCGCCGCCUGGUGCUGCUACCUCGGAUACUUCGGAUCGGAGGCCCAUGUGGCCCUCACCUAUCCACCUGCCCGCAAAUACGAUCUGGACUUUCUGGACAAUGCGCGGACGAAGGCGCCUUGUGGCAUGCCCAAAGGCUCCAUCCGAACCUCGCUGCUCUCCGGAACGCAGUUCAACGUCACCUGGCAUCUGGCCUAUGCGCACAAGGGCGGCUUUCGGUUGCAACUUUUGGAUGUGCUCGACCGACCUGUUUUGGACCUAACCCCACAUGUGAAUAACUCGGAAUUUGUGAGCACGGAUGUCACCGCUCAAUCGUACCAGGUGAAUAUACCGAAAGACUUCGAGUGCUUCAACUGCACUCUUAGGCUGCUCCGUCAGGCUGAUGAGUGGUCCACCAGCUACCGCUUUUGGUCCUGCGCCGAUGUGGAUAUCAAGUUGCGCAAGGACUUCAAGGAAACCUGUUCCGGCAAUGGCAAGUACUUCCCCUCGCGAUGCAAGUGCGACAAGAACUUCUACGGCCCGCAGUGCCAGUACAAGGAUGAGUGCUCCGUCGACUCCGAUUGUGGUGUUCAGGGCAAGUGCGAGGAUCUUGGGGGAACCUCGCUGCCCCGGAAACAGUGCUACUGCAACUUUGGCUGGUUCGGAAUCGGAUGCAACAAGCGAUCGCCCUACAAGACCACCAGUCUCGACCUCUCCUCGUAUGCAAAAAAGGAGCUCUCGCCCGACUACCACGUUUACUGGAGGCUGCUGGAGGAGCAGAAGGAGAUCGAAAUGGUGCUCAAGGUCAACAGCACCUCAUGGGUAGGAUUGGGUUGGAGGCCGCGUGGUAUGACUCCGGAGUGCAAAAACUUCCCGCUGGUGCGAGACAUUGGAGAUCUGACCACAACGGUAGAGGGCCCAGCUCCGGAACCCAAGAGCGAACCAGAACCUAAGAGCGAGCCGGAACCCAAGAGCGAGCCGGAACCGAAGAGCGAGCCGGAACCCAAGAGCGAACCGGAACCCAAAAGCGAACCGGAACCCAAGAGCGAACCGGAACCCAAGAGUGAACCGGAACCCAAGAGCGAGCCGGAACCCAAGAGCGAACCCGAACCCAAGAGUGAACCGGAACCAAAGAGCGAACCGGAACCAAAGAGCGAACCGGAACCCAAGAGUGAGCCGGAACCUAAGAGUGAACCGGAACCCAAGAGUGAGCCGGAGCCCAAAAGUGAACCGGAGCCCAAAAGCGAACCGGAACCUAAGAGCGAACCAGAGCCAAAACGCUUAGCCGAACUAAGAGCGGCACCGGAAACCAAGAGCGAGCCAGAGCCCAAGAGUGAGCCGGAACCAAAGAGUGAACCCGAACCGAAGAGUGAACCGGAACCCAAAAGUGAACCAGAGCCGAAGAGCGAGCCGGAGCCUAAGAGUGAACCGGAACCAAAGAGUGAGCCGGAACCGAAGAGUGAGCCAGAGCCUAAGAGCGAGCCGGAACCGAAGAGUGAGCCAGAGCCCAAGAGCGAACCGGAACCGAAGAGUGAGCCAGAGCCCAAGAGCGAACCGGAACCGAAGAGUGAGCCAGAGCCCAAGAGCGAACCAGAACCAAGCAGUGAACCUGAGCCUACAAGCAAACCGGAGCCGACUACAGCGCCCGAACCCAAGAGCGAACCGGAACCGAAGAGUGAACCGGAGCCAAAAAGCGAACCGGAAGCGCAAAGCACAAACAAGACUAAGAGAGUAGCCGGAGAUUUCACCCAAAAGCAAGGAGUCUCCUCCGUUUCCACCAGUGUUUCUUAUCGUGUUAGCACCAAAGCAGAUCGUCAACGCCGUGAUACAGAGUCACCCAAAUACCGACUUAAUCCGUACACACCACGACAUGAUUUCAACCCAAUGGACUGCACGGACAUCGUGAUUGGAGCAGCUCGAGGAAUGGCCAGCAGGGUGGGUGACUACUACUCCCGUGAUCGGUCAACGCCUCGCACCGAUGAAUUCUUCGGUGGCAAGUCUAAUCUUGCUUUGGGUACUGGCUUUGAAGAGAACGGCGUGACCACGAUCAUCUUCCGGAAGAAACUGGUAGCCAAUGAGCCCACCGAUCACACGCUCGAUGAUGCCCUGACCCAUGUGAUUUGGGCCAAGGGCCAGGAACCAAAAGGUUACGUGCACGUGCCAGCCUCCGGUCUGGAAACACAGUCCUCAACCGUCAAGGACUUCUAUAUGCCAGAUGAACUGAAAUACCAUGGACACCAAAUGCAACGAGGUGUCACGCAGAUCAAUUUCUUUGAAAAAGACAAACCAGCCACGAGCACGGACCGUAACGACCUUGGCACCAAUGUCCUGGAUAACGAUUGUUUCGGCCACUGGAAGUAUCCGUCCAACUGCUCACCCCAGGAGCAUACCUGCGAGUACUAUGCCAGCUGGGAGACGGUCGGAAAGGGCGACGAGAUGCGUUGGCACAUCGAGACGUCAAACACGCAGACCUGGACGGGAAUUGGCUUCAGCGAAGACCAGAGAAUGUCGCAGACGGACGCGAUCAUUGGCUGGGUGGACGGACGCAGUGGAAGACCUUUCCUCAUGGACACUUGGGUGCUAGGCUACUCUCCUCCGAAGCUGGACGAUCGUCAGGACAUCUACAACGCCUCCGGACGCAUCGAGAAGGGUGUCACCAUUCUAGAGUUCAAUCGCAAGCGUGUUAGCAAUGACGAACAGGAUUUGUCCUUCACGGACGACCACUGCCUGUAUCUGUUCUUCCCGGUUCUGGGCGGUGCCUUCAAUGUGGUCAACAAGAAGAUACGUAAGCAUGAGCAAGUUCCUCCAAUCUCUUCUCAACGUGUCUGCAUCAAAUCCUGUGGAAAGGAAUUAGAGUCAGUUUUUGUGGGCACCAGCACUCCGGCGCCCAGCCGUCUGGUCUACGCCGUGGCCGUAAAGCUGAUGAACCUGGGCGAAUCUUAUGAAGCUCCGAAGCCGGGAACCGUUGAGUUCAACAACCUGGCGGCCACCAUAUCGGAUUCAUUCAAUGGCAUCCUAAGUUCCCAGACUGGUUACUACAAAACGGAGAUUCUCGGAUUCGAAAAGGAGGGCAGUACCAUGGUAGCUAAGGUUCAGGCCAUGUUCGAUAAGGCGGAUGUGGAAAAAAAACACGAUUUAGAGACCAACACGGUGGAUAAAACAAGUGAGGCAGCAGCUCUGGACAACGCUGCUAAAAUUCGAUCGGCCCUGAAGGAUCACAUUGCCACCGGACGAGUGGGUUCACUAACGGUGGAUCCUCAGUACUUGGACUUCGAGGCAUUGGAAUACAAGAGCUCCUCUGAGCCCAAUGCCAAGGAGACACUACUCUCCUUCUUCGACCUCUCUGAGACACGAUUGUACAUCGUGCUUGGCCUUAUUGCGGCCCUGGUCCUCAUCGCCUUAAUCCAGGCCAUCUGCACCAUUUGGAAGACGUCACGAAAGAGCAAGAAUACCAAGGAGAAACUGAUCCAAAACUCGCCCUGGAAGGAGUUUGCCUCGAACACCAACUACGCCUUUGAUCCCUAUGGCGAGACGGAGGAGAAGAACAAUACCAACAGCACGUCGACUAAGGAGAAGGGACGCCACCGCCACCAGUCGACUACGAGCAGCCAGCAGACCACGCUUCCGAUGUCGCAUUCACCGACCAGCAAGUCACAGAUGUACUACGAGAGUCCUAAUGGUCAGGGCAAGAACGGCACCAAUGGAAAUGGCAGUCGCACCAAUGGACGAGCCACCCAGGAGAGCAGCGUUGGCGCAGCAGGCGGAGGAGCACCCUAUUCCCGCAGCUCCUAUGCGGAGCGAGCUUAUUCUCUGCCCCGUCAGGCGCAUCACUACCAACAGAGCCCGGCCAGCAUGCAGCCGUCGGGUUACUACACCCAUGACCGGCGUGCCGCUCGUCAGGGCAGCCGGGAUAGGGACCGGGAGCGGGAGAGGGAGGAGGAACGGCGCCGCCAGGACCGCGAUCGCGACUCUGGAUACGAUCGGUCGCGGGAUGAUCCGCGGCAGAACGGAGGAUCCGACACGCCCGACUUCUACUUCAUGCCCUCGCAGCGCAAGUAUUCCGGGGAGGUAGUACGCGUCUACGUGGACUACAACAAGGAUCCGAAGCACUAAAGCUCAAAACACAUCUUUUUAUUUAAAGCUCGUUUUAAGUUCUACCAUCUGUACUCCGUCCAUCUGUUUUGCGUCCGUUAAGUCACAGAAAAAGAAAUAUUUGAUACUAGAUCAUUUUUUUUCAAGAUAAGUAUAUAGGGUCCCAGAGAAAUCACUAGGGUUUGAAAGGCGUCUACAAGAGAGAGAAUUCUGAUGGCUCCACUUUGAAAGACAUUUAAAUAUUUUUUACUGCUUAUUUUUGGACACCUUAAUAGGUGUUUCAGCCAAGUGAUUUUUACGGCAACCACUUGUAUUUAAAGUGUUAUUUUUGAUAAUACCAAAAUAGUCUUUUCGAACUUAGAAUUCAGUUUAAUUUAAUAUUUUUCAUAUAAACAUCGAUAAUCAAUGUUGUUAAACUAAAUUCUAAUACUAUUUUAAAAUAUAAGUGUUUGACAAAAAUUGAUUUUAGCUAAAAUCAAAUUAAUUAUUCACAGUUCAAAUUAAUCUAAAAUUGAUCCAAUGGACAUCGAUCUAAUAUUUUUCUGUGCACUUUCGUUUCCUCCUCUCUUUAGUUUCGAUUUUGCCAUAAAGCAGCUCUGCUGCAGCGGCGUUUCCAGGUGCGCAGCUUUACCACAAAACGCACAACGCAUAAUUCCACAACUUAGUGAAUUGUAAAUAUUUUGCAUAGACAUUAAAGCAAUUACAACAAGAAACAAAACAAAGCCACACAAAUCACACAAAUUAUUAAGCAAACUUUGCAGUUAGGUACGUGCAUUCAGAAUGUUUUCGCAUUGUUUUAUUUUAUAUGUGCAAAGAAACAUAGUCACUGUAUUUAAUCAAAUUAAAUAUACGCAUAGUACAUAUAAAUAAAGUUAAGUACAUUAAAAAAUCCAA